AUGAGUGGAUUUGAAUUUGAGCACCCACGAGCAGGAAGAGCCAACAGAGUCAGUGCUAGUUCAGGAUACGUUGAUCAGGCGAAUAGAUCCUCUGAGACUAAGAGAGGCGAUACUUUUGUCAAGAAGCAAAGACUUUUAGAAGAGUUUGGCGCUUCUGAAGGAUUUCAAGCCCAAGACAUGCUCUCCAAGGAACAAGUCAAGAGCAUUUUAGAUGACCAGCUUAGAAAGCAUGGAAAAUCAUUUGAUGAAGAGCUAAUUGAUGCAAUUUUCUCAGAUAAAACAAGUAUUUCUCGAGAUAUCUAUGGAAGAAUCUCCAAGAGGGACCUCUGUGACGCCUACAUUGAAAUUGAGUCCUAUUUUGGAGAGAACAUUGGCAAAUGAAAUUACAAAAUUAAUGAAUUAAAGAAGAUCAAAUCUGAGUACGAAGCACAGCUCAGAGAGACUUCCAAGAUUGAAGUUGCAAAUCAAUAUGGCAUUAUGGAGAAUAGUGUUCUUACUAUCACCAUACUUGAAGCUAAAUAUAUAAAGCUGUCUGAUUAUGACUCCCAAGGUGAUCUCUACGCAACUGUUGAAUGUGGUGAUCAGGUUUUCAAGACUCAGCAUAAAGAAGGAAUGCAAGCCCCAAUCUGGGAAGAGACUGUCACUUUUAAGAUUUCUACAGGCAAAGAAGAAAUCAGAGUAUCAGUGAUGGACAGGAGUAUAAUGAAACAGGACUCUGUGGUUGGAGUCCUGUAUAUUCCUAUUACCACUCUGUCAGACCAACAAGAGAUUGAAGACUGGUUCAACCUUGAAGAUCCUCAUGGAGGAUAUGGAGAAUCACAUGGAAGGAUUAGACUCAAGUUAUGGUGGGUUUACAGCAAAACAAAGCUGAUAGAAGACAGAAUCAUUCAAACUGACGAGGAUAUUGAAAAAAUCUUCAAUGAUAAAAAUUACUAUGCAGAUAAAGUUGCUAAACUAAGAGAGCCUUUCCCAUGGAUUGAUAAUACUUUACAGAACCAAAGUAGCCAUUCCAUCACUAGAGUGCCUCCAGCUAAUGACUAUAGUUUAACAAGCUACAAAAGCGAGGAGACUGAGGAUGAGGAGAUGAAGACAAACCCGAUAGUAAAGGUAGUUAACACAGUGUUUCCAGCAGAAAGAACUGUUGCAAGAGGUGUAGACAACACUUUUGAUAACUUCUCACAAGGAGUGCUUGGUCUGAGAUCAACACCAUGGUUUAGAAUGAUGCAGUGGUCAGCUAUUAUUUACAACCUACUAACUCUUUGUUCAUGCUUCUUAAGGUCAGAUUUUGUAAACCUUUCUACUUGAGUACUGAUCUGUUUCAGUAUUGCAAAGAUUGAAACCUCGAAAAGAUGGCAAUUCAGAUUGAUUGUUUAUUGUCUCUUAGCUUCUUGGGUAAUCGACCUUAUAUGGAUAAUCAUGCACACCUCGCCGUGGUGGAGAAGAGUCAGAUACGAUGGGGAUGUUGAACUUGGCAUGAGAAGAUUCGUGGUAAUAAUAUCUUUCCUCUCGUUUCUGUUCAGGAUCUUUGUGCUGCUGAUCUUCUGGAAGUUCUCUCUAUUCCACCGUAAAAGAAUGUCAAUUUAACAACUAUAAUUUGCA
Messenger RNA from Moneuplotes crassus, 1599 nucleotides. NCBI's taxonomy places the organism in Eukaryota, Ciliophora, Spirotrichea, Euplotida, Euplotidae. The record is from the annotation of a GenBank genome assembly.